Carassius carassius (crucian carp) is the source of this 1308-nucleotide messenger RNA. RefSeq names its product ELMO domain-containing protein 2-like. Bases 16 to 960 code for a protein of 314 amino acids. Gene Ontology annotation, cellular component: membrane. NCBI's taxonomy places the organism in Eukaryota, Metazoa, Chordata, Actinopteri, Cypriniformes, Cyprinidae. The record is from RefSeq and is a predicted model, not a curated record. The transcript has 9 exons. Gene Ontology annotation, molecular function: GTPase activator activity.
UCAGUUCGUCUGCGCAUGCGCACCAAUCCGAAUCAUUUCCGGGGGACGAGACUGCUGCUAAGGAUGUUGGGGUAUAUCUGGCAGUGUUUCUAUUCCUCGUGUCUGCGCUUCUGGUUAAAAUGGUUCCUCCGGCUGAUCACAGGAAGAUGCGAGCUGCAGCGUGUUUGUGCCCGAUGCAAAGCUGGAGCGAUGAGGACGUCACAGAUAGAGUAUUCUCUGAAGUCCUCCAAAAGCAAGGUGUUGCGAGCAGCUCUGUCUUUGAAGGAGAAAGAUUUGGAUGACCACCUGACUCAAAUAAUCCAGGAGAAGAGCAUCAAGGAGCAGAAAGAUCCUGCGUUUAAAGUGAAUCUCCGUCAAUGCUUGUUCCAAAUCAACGGGUAUAACGAGCUGUUUGAGGCAGUGGAGGAACUCCGAAAAGAGGUGUUUGACUCGGAGAAUGAAGAACAUGAGAACAUGCUUCUGAAGUUGUGGGAUCUGUUAAUGCCGUCGGUGAAGCUGGAAUCGAGGGUCACCAAGCAGUGGGGAAACAUUGGUUUUCAGGGCGACGAUCCGAAGACUGAUUUCAGAGGGAUGGGGAUGCUGGGACUCACAAACCUCCUUUUUUUCAGUGAGAAUUACACAGACGCAGCCCGGCAGGCCUUGUCACACGCAAAUCACCCCGGACUAGGGUACUCGUAUGCCAUAGUGGGCAUCAAUCUGACAGAGAUGGCAUACAGCUUAAUGAAGAAUGAUGCUCUGAAGCCUCAUUUCUAUAACACAGUACCUGGGAAACCCCAAAUGCAGCACUUCCACCAGUUCUACUGUUACCUGGCGUAUGAAUUCGAUAAGUUCUGGUUGGAAGAGGAGCCGGAGAGCAUCAUGGAGUUCAAUCGCUACAGGGAGAAGUUUCACGACAAGGUCAAAGGUCAACUUCAGAUGCCAGAGGUCAUGCUUAUUCUGACCGUGGACCAAGAAAAAUGAUUCCAGCAUCAUUUCACAGUCAAAAGGACACUGCAACAGUUGAUUUUUCUUUUCUUUUCCCAUUAACUUUAAGAUAAUCUUUAGUUAGGAAAUUUACAACGUGCAUGAAGCUUUAUUUAAAUAUUAAUAAUUAAACCGCUGCAUAAACUGUACAUCAAGGGUACAUAGCUGCUUGUUUAGCUACAUUGACCUGGUCAGGGAAAGACUUACACUAAGUAUUAAUAAUAAUAAUAAGUGAUGUUUUAAACCCUCCAAGGAACAGACUGGAAUCCUUCACACUUGACGUUUUGGUCGUGGUCACGUGACUCCUGCUUCUUCAUCUUUACCCAUCUCAGGAAGAUGACGUCU